AUGACAUCCCUUCUCCCCACCGGAAAGCAAAUCAACCUCCAGUUAGGAUGGCCUUCUCCGUCCCUCUUCCCAAGCGAGGCCCUCAACGCAGCUGCAACUUCUGUCCUGAGUAGCUUCGAUGCCGCCAGUUCCGCUCUGGUCUACGGCCCUAGUCGUGGCCAUGUUACUCUUCGCAGCCAAAUGGCGAAGUUCCUCGGUUCCAUGUACCACAAUGAUUCCCAGGCGAUUGAGGAGAGUCGCGUAUGCAUUGCGGGAGGCGCUUCGCAGAAUCUCUCCAAUGCCCUCCUCCGGUUCGCCGAUCCCUCGUACACCAGGCGGAUUUGGAUGGUGGAGCCAACCUACUUCCUGGCUUGUCCGGUGUUUGAGGACUGCGGCUUCAUCGGCAAGCUGAGAGGCGUGCCAGAAGAUGACGAGGGCAUCGAUCUGGACUUUCUCGCAAAGGCGUUGGCUGAAACCGAGGCUGAGUAUGCCAGUCAGGGCGAGCAAACCCGGCUCAAAACAGCAGCCAAUGGAUAUGAGAAGAUAUACAAACACAUCAUCUAUGUUGUGCCCACAUUCUCGAACCCUAGCGGUAAAACAAUGUCAUUGAAGCAUAGAUACGACCUCGUCCGUCUUGCUAUAGAGUAUGAUGCACUUGUCAUUUCGGACGACGUGUACGACUUUCUGAGCUGGCCGCACGAGAAGAAGAACUACGUGGAGGGUGCAAAGCUAGAGAUUCCCCCUACACUGGUGGACAUCAACCGAGAGCUUGACCCUAAAAGCAAAUGGGGCAAUACGAUGAGUAAUGGCUCGUUUUCCAAAAUUAUUGCUCCGGGGGCGCGAGUAUCGUGGGCAAUGGGCACCCCGGCAUUUGUUAAUUUCCUUGCAACCACUUGUGGUUUUUUCAUAAGCGGUGCUUCCAUAUCUGGAGGAAACCCGGGCCACCUCAGUUCAACGUUUGUCGAAAACAUGUUGUCCUCAGGAGCACUCCAAAAACACAUCGAGAAGAAUCUGAUACCAACUUACGCAUCUCGCUACUACGCUAUGGUUAAUGCCAUCGAGGAAUAUCUGGAACCUCUCGGCGUUAAAAUUAUAACGGGGCAGCCUUAUUACAGUCGCUUUAAAACAAGUGACGGGGGCUGCUCGGAAGCGAAGGUUCAGGUUGCCGGUGGAUUCUUCUUGUCGAUUGCCUUACCCAGCGUAUAUCAAGAUGUUCCUGGCCUUGCGAAGUCAGCUCUGGAGAAGGAUGAGUUGAAGAUUGCGUACGGAAAGAUGUUCGAGGUCAAGGGAGACGGAGGCAGCAAAGAGAGAUCGAAAGCCAGCUUUGGCAAUUCCAUCAGAUUGUGUUGGUCAUUUCAUGAAGAGGAGGCUAUCAAGGAAGGCAUAAUGCGAUUGAGAGGUGUUCUUCUAAGCUAUGGGAAGAAUAUUGCUUGA
This is a messenger RNA of Clonostachys byssicola, 1413 nucleotides long. The record is from the annotation of a GenBank genome assembly. Lineage: Eukaryota; Fungi; Ascomycota; Sordariomycetes; Hypocreales; Bionectriaceae.